UCGUCGGCCGCAGCGCCACACCUACUGCAUCACCACCACCACCACGCGCCCCUUGCCCACUUCCCCGGUGACCUGGUGCCGGCCAGCCUGCCCUGCGAGGAGCUGGCGGAGCCGGGCCUCGUGCCUGCUGCUGCUGCGCGCUACGCCCUGCGCGAAAUCGAGAUCCCGCUGGGGGAGCUGUUCGCUCGCAAGUCCGUGGCAUCCUCGGCGUGCUCCACGCCACCACCUGGGCCUGGCCCUGGCCCUUGCUCCGGACCCGCCUCGGCCUCUCCUGCAUCCCCCUCGCCCGCAGAUGUGGCGUACGAGGAGGGCCUUGCACGCCUCAAGAUUCGCGCGCUGGAGAAGCUGGAGGUGGACCGGCGCCUGGAGCGGCUGAGUGAGGAGGUGGAGCAAAAGAUCGCGGGUCAGGUGGGCCGGCUGCAGGCGGAGCUGGAGCGUAAGGCUGCGGAGCUGGAGACUGCGCGGCAGGAGAGCGCGAGGCUAGGGCGCGAGAAGGAGGAGCUGGAGGAGCGAGCCUCCGAGCUUUCGCGUCAGGUGGACGUGAGCGUGGAGCUGCUGGCCUCCCUCAAGCAGGACCUGGUGCACAAGGAACAGGAGCUGAGCCGCAAACAGCAGGAGGUGGUGCAGAUCGAUCAGUUCCUGAAGGAGACAGCGGCGAGGGAGGCCAGCGCCAAGCUGCGGCUGCAGCAGUUCAUCGAGGAGCUCCUGGAGCGGGCCGACCGCGCCGGACGGCAGCUGCAGGUCAUCAGCAGCAGCUGUGGCAGCACGCCCAGUGCCAGCCUGGGCCGCGGAGGUGGGGGCAGUGGCGCGGGGCCUGGGGCCAGGGGCCCAGGCAGAAUGCGAGAACACCACGUGGGCCCGGCUGUGCCUGGCACAUACGCCGUGUCCCGGCAUGGCUCCUCUCCCAGCACAGGGGCCUCCAGCCGCAUGCCAGCUGCAUCCCAGAGCUCAGGCUGCUAUGACAGUGACAGUCUGGAGCUGCCCCGGCCAGAGGAGGGGGCUCCAGAGGACAGUGGCCCUGGGGGCUUGGGUACCCGGGCCCAGGCUGCCAAUGGUGGCUCAGAGCGGUCCCAGCCCCCUCGCAGCGCAGGACUGCGGCGCCAGGCCAUCCAGAACUGGCAGCGCAGACCCCGCCGACACAGCACCGAGGGGGAGGAAGGAGACGUCUCAGACGUGGGCUCCCGAACCACCGAGUCAGAAGCAGAGGGCCCCUCAGAUAACCCCCGCUCCGGGCCUGCGAUGGCCGGGCCACUGAGCAGCUGCCGGCUCUCAGCCCGCUCUGAGGGAGGCAGUGGUCGGGGUCGGCGAGCUGAGAGGGGUAGCCCCUCACGUUCCAAUGAGGUCAUCAGCCCGGAGAUCCUCAAGAUGCGAGCUGCCCUCUUCUGCAUCUUCACCUACCUGGACACACGCACCCUGCUGCACGCCGCCGAGGUCUGCCGGGACUGGCGCUUUGUGGCCCGCCACCCUGCCGUCUGGACCAGGGUGCUGCUUGAGAAUGCCCGCGUUUGCUCCAAGUUCCUGGCCAUGCUGGCUCAAUGGUGCACCCAGGCCCACUCACUGACCCUGCAGAACCUGAAGCCUCGGCAGCGGGGGAAGAAGGAGAGCAAGGAGGAGUAUGCCCGGAGCACCCGGGGCUGCCUUGAAGCGGGGCUGGAGUCCCUGCUGAAGGCAGCCGGGGGAAACCUGCUGAUCCUGCGCAUCUCCCACUGUCCCAACAUCCUCACUGACCGUUCGCUCUGGCUGGCCAGCUGCUACUGCCGCGCCCUGCAGGCUGUUACCUACAGGAGUGCCACAGACCCCGUGGGCCAUGAGGUCAUUUGGGCCCUGGGCGCAGGCUGCAGAGAGAUCGUCUCCCUCCAGGUGGCACCACUUCACCCCUGCCAGCAGCCAACGCGCUUCAGUAACCGCUGCCUCCAGAUGAUCGGUCGCUGUUGGCCCCACCUCCGGGCCCUCGGGGUUGGGGGCGCUGGCUGUGGGGUACAGGGCCUGGCAUCACUUGCGAGAAACUGCAUGCGGCUGCAGGUCCUGGAGCUGGACCACGUGUCCGAGAUCACCCAGGAGGUGGCGGCCGAGGUCUGCCGGGAAGGCCUGAAAGGACUGGAGAUGCUGGUGCUCACGGCUACCCCCGUCACCCCCAAGGCCCUGCUGCAUUUCAACAGCAUUUGCCGGAACCUCAAGUCCAUCGUGGUCCAGAUUGGGAUCGCUGAUUAUUUCAAAGAGCCCAGCAGUCCUGAGGCCCAGAAGCUGUUUGAAGACAUGGUCACGAAACUCCAGGCCCUGCGACGGAGGCCCGGCUUUUCCAAGAUCCUGCACAUCAAGGUGGAAGGUGGCUGCUAACCCGGGUGGGGGGCGGCAGGGCCCCUGCCAGCCCCACACCAGGGUACUCUCUUAGGACUCCCAAAGGACCCUGGCUUGGACUACGCCUUUGGAGGCCUAGUGUUUAUCCCUGGCUUUCAGGGAGGGGCUGAUGGUUUCCUGUCUUCUUCCUGGAACAGUGGAGCAACAGGCUUGACCCAGGGCACUGCCUCCCCACGGCAGGGACUGGGACAGAAGCUGCCCUUCGACUCCCUUACCACCCCCAGCAGAAGCAGCCUUCUGGCACAGCCAGUGAGAUGUCACCACCAGCACCUGGUGUCGGCACCUGGAGGACCUGCAAUAACCACCCAGUGGCUCCUCCGCUGUGCCUGUCCUUCCUGGUGCCCGGCCUCUGGUCAGAGCCCUGGGCCAGGUGUCAGCCAGAAGGCUGCACACGGCAGCUCAGACUGGGCAAGGAGGUCUCUCCGCCCUUCCCACCCUGUCCCAGCUCACCUAGGUCCACAUUCUCCAGGGAUAACAUGGGCAGGCUAGGGGUCUGGGCAUGCAGUCAGAGGAAAGCGUGGGGUGAGGGUACAGUGGAGGUUGUGGAGGCAGGUUUGGAAGGAAAACGGUCACCCAGACUUUCUUCCUGUGAGACCACCUUGAUCAACUGGAGGAGAUGCCAGGUGGCGAAAAUGUACUGCUCUAAGACAAGACCCCCCUCUUCCGACCACCAUACACCCCACCACAGACCAGAGCUAAUAGGUGCAUGUUUCUAACCUGUUGGUCACUCCUGAGGGACCCUCAAGAGGGUCAAGGGCCCAGCCCUAGGAAGGCCAAGGCCUGUCAGCAGUGAGUAGUUUCUGUCAAGACAUUUCCUACUAAUCCAGGUGCUUGGGCAGGGGUCCCCAAGGCUACUGGGAGGGAGGCACUGUGGGACCCCUCUGUGCUGGGCCUGUAGGAGGCCAGCAGGGGGCAGCUCCCUGUGCUUCCCUGUCCAGUUAGCUUGUGUGAAGGUGUGGCCUGGGCAGGGAGCCAGACUCAUGGGGUCAAGGAAGAGAAGGAGCAACCUUAAGAAUUGCUCCCCACAACCUCCCACCACCCCCACUCCACAUCUCUGCAGGCCACAUGGGCUGAGGGCUAAUGGCCACCUUCCGCUGGAGAGCCUGGGCCGGAGCUGCUUGGCUUACUGGCCACCAAAUGUCAGUGGGUCUUUUCAAAACUGGCCCUUGCAAAGGACCAGGUCCCACCACCAAGGCUCCAAGAACUGAGGUCUCCCAGUUUCUCCUCUCAAAACUCCCACAUUGGCCAAGAGGCAGAUGGUGCCAGCCUUCAUUUGGAAAGUUCUCUCAAACAUCUAGCCUGGAUCCAUCUUAGGGUCUCCCCUCCUGUAAAGGAUUGCCUCCCAGCCCUCGCUGUUAGGCUGCUGGUCCUGGCAAGGGCUAAGUCCUCUCAUUCCCAGUCCUCUCUGAGGGCCCAGCUUUCUGCCACAACCUGGCUUGGACCUCAGGACCAGACUUGGCUUCCUCUGUAAAGAGUCCUCCCAAGCUGGGGCUGCACGGGCUCGGCCAUGCACCCAGCUUCCCAGUUCUGCUCCCUGGCUCUGGCCCCGCUCUUUCCAUCUUUGCUCACUUUUCCUCCUGUGGCUUAUUCUCUCUCUGCCCUUUGAAUACCAAGGGUGUCAUAUCGGCAACCCCCUGCCCAGUUCUGUACAAGCCUGGGCUAUGUGGUACCCCAACCCUACCCUAGAGCAGGGGACUCCCUCAGCUCCCACAUUCCCGACCCUGUUCCCAGGAGUCACAAGAAGGAGAAGCACAACUUCCCUCUUCUCUGGGCGUCUGGGGAGAGGGAGGUCCGCUCAGGGCCUGGCUGCCCUGCCUUGCCAACAAGUGCUUCUGUAGUCCCUGCUCCCAUGACCCCAGGACCAGAGGUGCUGCUCUCCCUAUCUCCUGGACAAAGCACAAAGCGAUGCCCUGCUUGGCCUAAGCUGCCCAACUGAGGGACUUCACUGCCCCAGGGCUGUGGGCACAGAACACAGGGCUCUGGGCUGUUCCGCCUGGGUGGUGCUCGCUGGAAUGGCUGGCGAAAGAGGUCAGGGUGCAUGGGCAGUGAACUAGGUGGGGAGGAAGGUGGUGCUGAAAGGAAAGAUACUAGUAGGUUCAUUUUCUCAUUCAUUCAUCUGCAACAGCACCAAGCGCCACCAGCACCAGGGGCGGAGGGGUGAACAAGACCCUCUCCCCUGCCUGGUGGGAAGUCUGCCUCCCACAGGUCCAGCUGCUUCCAGGAGCCCAGCAAGCCCUCCCCCCAUAUUUUCUGGCUGUGUGUGCGAAGGUGUGGGAGUGCAUAUUGCAGAGGCCCAAGCCCAGUGACAGGUCACAGCGUGUCCCACUGCCAGUCUCUUCCCUCCAUCUUCCUGGAGCUGAUAGUCCUGUGCUCUGGCCCUCGUGUAUGCCCUGGGAACUGGCAGCUUUGCAGCCCCCUGCCCCACAGACUUGAUGCUACUUCACUCUCUCUUCAGGGAGCCCCACUGCUGAGUGGGGAGCUUUGGCUUGUUUGCUAGAAUGUUCAAUUUGUUCACUUCUCACACAGGCCUGAGGAUAGGGGAAAGGGACAGGAAGCCUGGCCAUCCCUAAAGGACUUCUUCCCAUCUUCACCCACCCAAAGGGGAGCCCUCCACCAUUUAUCAUACCUAGUGAGAUGUGAAAAGGGAAUGAGAGCAAACCAAGGCAGGCCCUCCUCCAGGGGCCCCAGCGUGUGGAUGUCCCACAGGUGUAAGCUGUCCUGGCACCUGGGCAGUUUGGCAUAGCUAGCUGCUCCCCCACAGCACUGGCAGGAAGUAAAGAUAGAUAUAUGCAUCCCUUCAGGGAAGAAACAUGGGCUACCCAGGACCAUGGCUUUUCCACUGGCCAAGAGAGACCACCUAAGGAUCAAGGCAGCUCAUGUUUUCUUUGUCCUGAUACUGGAGUCCAAGCCAGGCCCUCAGGAAUUGUUUCAAAAACAAAAACCCACAAAAGCAAAAACCAAGAGGCCUAUGUCCCAAGGCCUGCUACUCCAAGGUUUGGCUGUCUUUUGCCUUUGGGUCCCACCUGUCCCCCGGUUCUAGUCUCUCAUCCUUUGGGCCAGGGGUGGUGCCCCGGCCCCAAUCCCUCUAAGGCACUAGUUAGAAGAGACCUUCCCAGAGUGAGUGUUGGUGCCAAAGACCCAGUUCCUAAGGACUUGGGGUGAAGACAGGAGAGGUGAUGAGUGUGCAUAUGGUCCAAGUGUCAAGAGGCAUUAAACUUGAACCCAUGGAAUCUGUCCCCACCUGUCAGUUCCUGAUGAGUAGGGCUUCCCUCCCCUGGGGCCUGCACGUUGCUAUCCCUGGUGGCCGUGGCUUUCUCACCCACCUUGUCCUGGGCCUGCAUUUCUGUAUAUAUUGCUGUGUAUCGUGUGUAUGUAUUUAUUCCUGGACAAGCGUGUUCAUCGGCAGCCUUGCCUGAGGAUAAGGUUUAGACUGGGUGAUGACCAGAAUACUAUGGCCAACUAAGGCAACUGCUCCCUCCCCAACCCCUUGGGACCUGGGCCAGUCCCAAGGCUGACCUGACAAUCAGGCAGGCUUCCUGCCAUGAGGCCAAGCCUCCUCUGCCACCGCCAGCAUGGCCCCUGGGAGGCUUGGCCUUGUGCUGCCCAGCCUCAGCCCUGCCCUGGCAGGGGUCUUGCAUCCAGAGGCAGAGGCCUGAGGUGACCCAGGCUGGCCUUGUGGCUGCUGCCAGCAGGCAUGGCUCUAGUGGUGUGCUAGUGGCCUCCGCAACUGGCCCCAGGCCCUGCCUUUCCCGCACAGCCAGACUGCAGGCCUGAGCUGGGAGAGGGUAGCUUCCCCCACCCCAAGCACAGCAGGCAGAGGGGUAGAGCAAUUUUUGGUUUUACUUUUGUUUCUGAAGUGGUGCCUGUACCUCCAGCCCCCAGGGGGCCUUCCCUGGUCCCACUUCUGCCCCACCCAGGCAUCACCAUCCUAGCACUUUGCUCCGUCACCCAUGGAUGCCCUAUGCCGAAUGUACUUGAGUGUAUGUAUCUAAAAGGACUUAUACGGGCAUCAGAGAACUUACAGCUCUGUAUUCAAUAAAAGAUGGUGAAACUGGCGUAUCUGCCCCAGGGAAGUAAGUGGCACGUGGCUGUAUCUGUCUCUAUCACCAGGGCUUUUGCAGCUGGAGCGCGCUUGGGCAGAAAGGAGGACGACCCAGUCAGCGUCAAUGGGAUGAAGUAUGUGGAAGGCUGCCCUAGUUUACCCCAGACAAAGCCUCUGACCCUCAGCUGGCAGAGGCCGUCCACAAGGACAGACCCAACACAAGUA
Messenger RNA from Tupaia belangeri chinensis (Chinese tree shrew), 6625 nucleotides. RefSeq names its product F-box protein 41 (gene FBXO41). NCBI's taxonomy places the organism in Eukaryota, Metazoa, Chordata, Mammalia, Scandentia, Tupaiidae. The transcript has 13 exons. The annotation marks the transcript as partial. The record is from RefSeq and is a predicted model, not a curated record. Gene Ontology annotation, molecular function: protein binding.